Messenger RNA from Pelodiscus sinensis (Chinese soft-shelled turtle), 3596 nucleotides. NCBI's taxonomy places the organism in Eukaryota, Metazoa, Chordata, Testudines, Trionychidae. The record is from RefSeq and is a predicted model, not a curated record.
CUGGGUCCAAAAAUGAAGCUGUACCCAGGGCCCCACUAAUUCUAACACCUCCACUGGUGUGUGCUAAUGAAUACCCAAUACCUCCUCCCUGGGUCUUAUGCAAGAAGAGUGAUACAGAGAUUUUGAAAUCAUUUUCUAGGGUGGAGUCGAAAGAACUCCCAAGGAAAGGGGAAGCUGUGGAAAUGUAGCAGUGGCGUGUGAACUGCAGGAAGGAUCCGGCUGCUUCAGGCUGGGAGGGACAGCAUGGCCCAGCACAGAGUCUGUCAGGAGCAAGAUGACUGCAUGAAUAAAGUGACUCUCUCCACAAUGAGGCUCCGAGUGCUGCCUCCUACAGUCCUGCAGGACCCCCGAGUGGAGAGCCUGAACCUCGACCGGAACAAGCUGAAAUACGUCCCUGGGAUUUCAAAGCUUUGCAACUUACGAAAACUGGUCUUGUCCAAGAAUGAGAUCGCAGACUUCCCAGGGGAAAUCCAGAGCCUGGUCCACCUAGAGAAGUUGGAACUGAAUCAGAACCAAAUCCGGGUCAUCCCGGAGGGCAUCUUCUCCUGUCUUCCCAGGCUAACGCACUUGCGGUUGAACAACAACCGCCUCAGUGCUCUGCCCAAGGACUUGGCCACCUGCAGCGGCAGCCUCCAGUACCUCAACCUGUCCAACAACUUGUUCCGUGCUCUCCCCCAAGCGGUCUUGGAGCUGGUGCAGUUACAGGAGCUCUAUGUGCAGAAUAACGGGCUGCGCCAGCUCCCCAGGGAGCUGUUUGAAGGGAGGCCGCUGAAGAUGUUCAAGGCAAAUGGGAACCCACUGAGGGAACCUCCCAAUGAAGUCUGUGCUGGGGGCAUCCAGCAGAUCCUCGGCUACUUCUGCCAUCUGCAGAACUGCCCGGCGGAGGAAGACAGGAGGGUGAAGACCAUGUUCCUGGGAGCAUCGCUGGCAGGGAAAUCUACUAUCUGCAAGAGCCUGAAGCAGAGGCGAGCAGUCUUGGUGUCUGAGGAAGAACGGACAGUAGGGAUUGAGAUCAGUGAGUUCCGCAUCCAGGACUUCACAUUUCUCUUCUGGGACUUUGCUGGGCAGCUGGAGUAUUAUGUGACUCACCACGUGUUCAUCACCCCACAGGCCCUCGUCAUCCUGGUCAUUAACUUCCAGACAUACCAGCUCAAUAAUGACGUCUUCCAGGAGCUGGUUGGCUUCUGGAUCAAUAACCUCUUCAUGCGAGUCCCCAACUCUGUGGUCCUGCCUGUGGGAACCCACGUAGACUGCUGCACUGAGGAAGAAGUAGAAGAAAAGAAGCAGGACAUCAUGGGCAAGGUCCAGGCCAUGCUGGAGGAAAGGAAGAGGAACCUUGCCCACUUCAUCAACAACCUGGAAAGCAGCGAGGAGUCCGAAUUCUACGUGGACCAGUGGGACAGACUGAAGGAGAUGGAGAGCUGCACCUUGACUAUUUUAAACCUUGUUCCUGUCAAUUGCACUGACUACGGGGAUAUUAAAAAGCUUGAAACUACUAUUUUGGAGCAUGUCAAGAAUGAAGAAACAUUUCCUAAUGUUAUUCGAGUGCUGCCCCCUGUUUAUAAGGAAGUGGAAGCUGCAAUUGUAGAUAUAGUGCAGAGUGAGGAGACUGCAGAACAUGGCAUGAUGGACCUCAACCACUUGCUCAGUGAAAUCACCCGCCGAGAGUACCUGACCCAUCUGGGCACAGAGCUUUUCCAGGACAUCCUGAGAUACCUCCAUCGCAUCGGGCUGAUUAUCUGGUAUGAAGAAAUCAAGCAGCUGGAAAGCACGGUCUUUCUCCGGCCAGCCUUUCUGAUAACCAUGUUCAAGAUCCUUGUAAGGGAUCGUCUUGUACAGCAGCUGGAGAACAUCUCCGUGGACCUGCUGGUGGGAGAACAUGCCACCAUCAGAGACCAGUCCAAUUGGGUGUGGACAUUCAAGUCGAAGGCCAUGCUGUGCCAGCAGGCCAUGCGAGCCUUGGUCAAGCACCAGCUCUACUUGGAAGGGAUGAAGGACGUCUUUGAGGAGAUGGUGGGGCACAAGGUCAAGAAGGGGAAGCUGUUCAGUCUGCUGGAGCACUUUGAGAUCUGCCUGGAAGUGAGGAAUGCCAAGAACCUCAACCCAGGGGCCAAGGAGUUUGUGCCAGGGAGGCCGUGGGAAACAGUGCAGGACCACAGAGAGGCUUGUUACUUGUUUCCCACAUACCUCAACCAGAGCAAGGAGGUUUCUGAGAGAUGGGGAGGAGACCAUCCGGAGGAUCUCCACAUCCGGGCCUACUUCUCACCUGAGAUCCCGGAGGGCUUCUUUCAAAGACCUUCUGCCUGGCUGGAGCUCCUGGGGUCCUCCCUUUUGGGCAGCAAAAACCAAACUCUGGCUGCCCAGGAAAACGGCAUCCAUCCCUGUAAUGUUCCUGGGAGUGCUGACCUCUUGUUUCUUCACGUUCAGAUCCUUGUAAGGGAUCGUCUUGUACAGCAGCUGGAGAACAUCUCCGUGGACCUGCUGGUGGGAGAACAUGCCACCAUCAGAGACCAGUCCAAUUGGGUGUGGACAUUCAAGUCGAAGGCCAUGCUGUGCCAGCAGGCCAUGCGAGCCUUGGUCAAGCACCAGCUCUACUUGGAAGGGAUGAAGGACGUCUUUGAGGAGAUGGUGGGGCACAAGGUCAAGAAGGGGAAGCUGUUCAGUCUGCUGGAGCACUUUGAGAUCUGCCUGGAAGUGAGGAAUGCCAAGAACCUCAACCCAGGGGCCAAGGAGUUUGUGCCAGGGAGGCCGUGGGAAACAGUGCAGGACCACAGAGAGGCUUGUUACUUGUUUCCCACAUACCUCAACCAGAGCAAGGAGGUUUCUGAGAGAUGGGGAGGAGACCAUCCGGAGGAUCUCCACAUCCGGGCCUACUUCUCACCUGAGAUCCCGGAGGGCUUCUUUCAAAGGCUCAUGGUGAAAGCUUGCUCCUUCUACUCAGCCCACUGGGUUGCAAAGGUCAUGUGCCUGCUCGUAUGCAGUGGCAAACCCCUGCUGAUCAAAGAGAACAACCAGAAGGGCUAUUGUUAUAUCGAACUCCGGGGCCGCAAGCCAGUGCAAAGGACAGAAUUUCAGUUGACGUGGGAUUUCAUAAUGGCGAUCAUCUUCAUCACCCGGAAGCUCUCUGAGGAGUGGCCUGGUCUCCAUAUGUGCAUGAAGGCGCCUUGUCGAACAGAGGGAUGUCCUGCAGAAUUUGUCUGGCCAGAUGUGGAUGACAAAAACACGGUAACGAAGGAAGAAAUUAAAACGUGUGGAACGUGUGGCCAUCGGUUUCGAACCGAGCUGCUUUUACCCAAAGUUCCCAGCGACCUGCAGGUUCCACAGCCCCCGCCUCCUGCUCGCUAUUAUGUCACUAGCUAUGGGACUACAACUUUCGGCCCUAGCAGCAUCCACGUCAAUCACCAGAGCAUCUUGGACAAAUAACUGGGCCUGCCCAAGAGAGCUUCACUAGGAAGGACUUUCUUUUAGCCAAACCACUUAGCGUGUUGAGUGCCCCGCUAAGCUAUCUUGUACGUGCUCUAAACAGCAAGAUGCAUUUGGCUGUUUGCAGUGUGUGUAAUGGUGCUAUGACACAAUAAACAAUUUCCAUCUGCUGA